Molecule: messenger RNA, 1169 nt
Organism: Micromonas pusilla CCMP1545
Lineage: Eukaryota; Viridiplantae; Chlorophyta; Mamiellophyceae; Mamiellales; Mamiellaceae
Exons: 3
Coding region: 1-1029 (342 amino acids)
Biological process (GO): fatty acid biosynthetic process
Molecular function (GO): 3-oxoacyl-[acyl-carrier-protein] synthase activity
Source: RefSeq, a predicted model, not a curated record
AUGGCGGCCGCGUUCGUCCCCGCGGGCGCGCAGAUCGCCGGCGUCGGCAUGGCGAUCCCGAAGCAGUCGCUCACGAACGACGACCUCGCGUCGCUCGUGGACACGAACGACGAGUGGAUCAAGACGCGCACGGGGAUCGGGAAGCGGCACGUCAUAAGCGGCGACGAGUCCUUGACUUCGCUCGCGGCGGAGGCGGCGACGGAUGCGUUGAAGAUGGCGGGGGUAGACGCGAAAGACGUAGAUCUCAUCAUCCUCGCGACGUCCUCCCCCGACGACGUCUUCGGCAGCGCGUGCACGGUCCAGGCCGCGAUCGGCGCGGAGGGCGCGCUCGCGUUCGACCUCACCGCCGCGUGCAGCGGCUUCGUCGUCGGACUCGUGAACGGUGUCCACUUCAUCCGCGGCGGAGAAUACAAAAACGUGUUGGUGAUCGGCGCCGACGUCCUCUCGAGGUACGUCGACUGGCGCGACCGCGGGACGUGCAUCCUGUUCGGCGACGGCUGCGGCGCGAUGGUGUUGACGUCCACGCCGAACCCGGAGGACUGCUGCGUGCUCGGGUUCGACAUGCACAGCGACGGGACGGGGAACCAUAACCUGACCGCGAAGUUUACGAACGAAAACGGAGCGGAGGUGAACGACGGCGCGAGCAAGCCGCGCGCGGACACCGCGGCGGCGAACUCGGGGCGCGGCGCGUUCUGUAACAUCGGCAUGAACGGCCAGGAGGUGUUUAAGUUCGCGGUUCGGGCGGUACCGGACACGGUCGGGAAGUCGCUGGCGCACGCGGGGUUGGAAAAUGAGGACGUCGAUCACCUGGCGAACCAGAGGAUCAUCGACGGCGCGGCGAAGAAGCUCGGGUUGAGCUCGGAUAAGGUGGUGUCCAACAUCGCGAAGUACGGGAACACGUCCGCGGGGAGCGUCCCCAUCGCGCUCGCGGAGGCGGUUACGGAGGGGAAGAUUAAGAAAGGGGACGUCGUCGCGUGCGCCGGAUUCGGCGCCGGGCUGACGUGGGCGUCCGCGAUCUUGCGGUGGUGAUCGUACUGUAGUUUCAGUUUCGUUCGCGGGGCAGCCUGGGCGAGAGAGAGAGCGCGCGCGAGCGAGAGAGAGGGAGGGAGGAGCGGCGAGACGGUGUCAUAUUACUACGGCGCCGGUUCGACGCGACUAAAACAAAAAAA